AUGCCCGCCGCAAGUGCCAUAGCAGCCGCCGUGCUCGACCGCUAUGACAAACUGCCGAAGAAAGGGAAGCCUGCGCUGCGCGGGGGGAAGCGGCCCGAAUGGACUGUAUUAGCGGGAAUUGUCAAGAAUGUUGCACAGGGAGACACAGAAGAGCUUGAAUGUAUAGCGUUGAGUACAGGUCUGAAGUGCCUCAGCAAAAGCCAGCUACCUUCAGACGGAGGAGCGCUGCAUGACAGCCACGCCGAGGUUCUGUGCCGCAGGGCUUUCAUAAAAUACCUGUAUAGCGAGCUCGAACUUGCACGCGCGGGAAAGUCGAAAGUCCUGGAACCCAGAAAGGAAACGGGCCGUUUCAAAUGCAGGGAGAGCGUGACCUUCCAUCUCUACAUCUCCCAGUCGGCAUGUGGGGAUGCAUCAAUGGGCGCCCUCGAGAGGAGCCAACCGGAGGACGCGCGGGCGGAGAAUGAGAGCAAGAAGCGAAAGUGGGAAGAAUCCAACAUGGUUGAUGUAGACCGCGCGGACGGCACGAUAUCCACGGGACAGGAUGCUCGGCCAAAUGUUGUGCUCGGAGAUCUGAUACAACCGGGCCUGCGACGAGGACGCAAUGACUAUGCCGCUUUGGGAGUGCUGCGGACCAAACCUGCGCGUGCGGACGCCGAAAUGACGUUGUCGAUGUCAUGCAGUGACAAAAUCGCCAAAUGGAACGUUCUUGGUCUUUGCGGGGCGCUCCUGUCCCACUUCAUCGAGCCCCUCUACCUGAAAGGCAUCACUGUUGGAGACUUGUAUGACCACGUCGCACUCCAACGAGCGCUUUGUGAUCGGAUAGAAGGACUGAAAGAUCUCUCUCCCGGAUAUCGCACCACACAGCUUGAACUGCAGGCGUCACCUAUCCCAUACAAUUGGUCAAAGGCAUCGAUUUUACAAGCGCAUCCGGACGCUAAACCAGUUUCCGGGGAUGCAUCAAUCCUAUGGGAUGCGAACUAUCCAAUCGAUGUUGAAGUGAUCACUCAGGGCCGGAAACAGGGAUUCGCAGCCAAGAAGGGCGUUUGGCAUGAGAAGGCACGGGCCGUGGCUGCCGUAUCUGUCAAAGCACUUCCGGAAACGCUGAGGGAGAUCGACAUGUGCUCAGCGACCUACGGCGAAUGUAAAGCCGCCAGUACGGACUACCGGCGGUGCCGCGAUAUACUUUUGAGACACAAGUUCAUGGGGUGGGUGCUUACGCCACCGGAACAUGAGAGAUUUCUGAUAGCCACAGGAACAGCGCAAAUUGUGCGCGGCAAAAGCCAAACUAGACCUUCUUCAACAAGUGGAACGUGAAGGCAUUCCAUUCUGUUUGACUGGAAGUGGCGGGAGCGGAGGUGGUAAAGCGAGAGAAUGGCACCCUAGGAUGAUGUAGGACUCUAGAGUUCUGUGCGCCUCUCCACGGGACUUUCUCUGAGCAGAAUAAGUAUAUUGACUCCGGGUAACUCCGACAAACAGAUGCACGCAGGCUAGAAUAGGUAGCUCUGACAAAGAACGGCUGGUGAUGGCUAUUGCAUAAAAGACACGCAGGGACUACAUAGGUUGAAUAUCUACAUCGGGUGCUGGUUGAGGGGUGACAGUUUAUCAUAGAAGUGGUACUGGCCGGGUCGACGUAUGGUCAUAUAUGCAAUGUGAAAACGAUCUCUUGCAUGCACCGCAUUCACUCAUCCAAACUUCU
Fimicolochytrium jonesii is the source of this 1696-nucleotide messenger RNA. RefSeq names its product adenosine deaminase/editase. Gene Ontology annotation, biological process: RNA processing; adenosine to inosine editing. The transcript has 10 exons. Gene Ontology annotation, cellular component: cytoplasm; nucleolus. NCBI's taxonomy places the organism in Eukaryota, Fungi, Chytridiomycota, Chytridiomycetes, Spizellomycetales, Powellomycetaceae. The coding region runs from base 1 to 1314 and encodes 437 amino acids. Gene Ontology annotation, molecular function: double-stranded RNA binding; double-stranded RNA adenosine deaminase activity; tRNA-specific adenosine deaminase activity. The record is from RefSeq and is a predicted model, not a curated record.